AUGGAGAAGCUGCAAAAUCUUGUUGCCAGUGCGACUGGGAGUGAGAAAGUCGGCUUCAUUGAUACAUCGGCGCAAUCGCUCUACGUUGCUGCAGCUGCCAUAGCUUUCAAUCCGAUUUUCUGGAACGUCGUGGCCCGACUUGAGUACAAUACCCAUUUCUUGACCAAGAUCUUCCGCUCGCCCUAUUACGGCUGUUAUGCACUGGCAGUGACCAUUUUCUCGCUCGGAAUCCUACGCGACUCUUUAUACAAAUCGGCGCUCGAUGAACAACCACUUUAUUCACCCCUGCAUCAGCCAGUGCUAGGUGCGGUCCUCUUUGCUAUUGGCAAUGUCCUGGUACUCUCGAGCAUGUGGGCCUUGGGAGUCACCGGCACGUACCUCGGCGACUACUUUGGCAUCUUGAUGGACCACAAGGUAGAAGGCUUUCCCUUCAACGUGACCGGGGCGCCAAUGUACUGGGGAAGCACCCUAUCAUUCUUGGGCACAGCCUUGUACACAGGUCGAGCCGCGGGUGUACUGCUCACCUUGGAAGUCUUUGUUAUGUACUGGAUCGCGCUGAAAUUCGAGGAUCCUUUCACUGCUCAGAUUUAUGCAAAGAAAGAAUCCAAGGAGCAGAAGAAGGCUUGA
Messenger RNA from Exophiala dermatitidis NIH/UT8656, 627 nucleotides. RefSeq names its product methylene-fatty-acyl-phospholipid synthase. Gene Ontology annotation, biological process: phosphatidylcholine biosynthetic process. The coding region runs from base 1 to 627 and encodes 208 amino acids. Gene Ontology annotation, molecular function: S-adenosylmethionine-dependent methyltransferase activity. The record is from RefSeq and is a predicted model, not a curated record. The transcript has 5 exons. Lineage: Eukaryota; Fungi; Ascomycota; Eurotiomycetes; Chaetothyriales; Herpotrichiellaceae.